GCAAAAUUGUUACGUCAGCUCUUUUUUUCGUGGGUGUUGCAGCAGCUGUAUCAAAAGUGCAUGCAAAGCAUGCUAUUUUAUCUUGUAUAUUAAUAAAUAAAUUGAAGUGAAUUCGUCAUUAUGAGUGAAAGAAAGGGUACUUUCAAGGUGGAAUAUCUGCAAAAUAUUGAGCGUGUUGCACAACAAAAAUGGAAUGAUAUGAAAAUAACUGAGGUAGAUGCUCCAAGUCAUCCCAAAAAGAAAAGUGGUGAAAAGUUUCUUGCCACUUUUCCAUUUCCUUAUAUGAAUGGUAGACUGCAUUUAGGACAUGCGUUUACAUUAUCAAAGUCUGAGUUUGCAGUAAGAUACAAUAAAUUGUUAGGAAAGAAUGUACUAUUUCCUUUUGGUUUUCAUUGUACUGGAAUGCCUAUAAAAGCUUGCGCUGAUAAAUUAAAACGUGAAAUAGAAACUUAUGGUUAUCCACCCCAAUUCCCUACAUAUGAUGAUGAGCUUUUCGAAGAAGAGUCAAAUGAUGUAAUUAUUGUAGAUAAAAGUAAAGGAAAGAAGAGUAAAGCAGUAGCAAAAGCUGGUACAGCCAAAUAUCAGUGGCAAAUAAUGCAAAGUCUUGGACUUAUUGAUGAAGAAAUAAAAAAUUUUGCUAAUGCUGAGUACUGGCUCGAUUAUUUUCCACCUCUUGCUGUACAAGAUCUCAAGGCAUUUGGUUUAUUUACAGACUGGAGGCGUACAUUUAUAACUACUGAUGCAAACCCAUUCUUUGAUUCUUUUGUAAGAUGGCAAUUCAAUCAUCUUAAAGAAAGAAAUAAAAUCAAUUAUGGUAAAAGAUAUACCAUUUUUUCACCAAAAGAUAAUCAACCUUGCAUGGACCAUGACAGAUCAUCUGGAGAAGGAGUUGGACCUCAAGAAUAUACAUUAAUCAAAAUGAAGAUGUUAACACCAUACCCAAAAAAAUUACAAAAAUUUUCAGAAAAGCCAAUCUUUUUAGUAGCAGCUACCCUCAGACCAGAAACAAUGUAUGGUCAAACUAAUUGUUGGGUUCGUCCAGAUAUGCGCUACAUUGCUUUCAUAACUGUAAACAAUGAAAUCUUCAUAUGUACUAAAAGAGCAGCAAAAAAUAUGUCAUGGCAAAAUAUUACAGAAGAAGAAGGUAAAGUUCAUGUCAUAGCAGAAUUAGUUGGAACUGAUGUUAUGGGAGUAUCUCUGAAAUCACCAAAAACAUCUUUUGAUGUAAUUUAUACCCUGCCUAUGCUUACUAUCAAAGAAGAUAAGGGUACUGGUAUUGUUACAUCUGUACCAAGUGACUCCCCAGACGAUUAUGCAGCACUUGUUGAUUUGAAGAAGAAACAACCACUCAGGGAAAAAUAUGGUAUUAAAGAUCAUAUGGUUUUACCAUAUGAACCAAUUCCAAUUCUUGAAAUCCCUGAACUUGGAAAUUUGGCAGCUGUUAAAGUUUAUGAACAACUGAACAUUCAGUCUCAAAAUGAUUCUGCAAAAUUACAGCAGGCCAAAGAAAUCGUUUACUUAAAAGGUUUCUAUGAGGGUGUACUUCUGGUUGGAGAAUAUAAGAAUAAAAAGAUUCAAGAUGUUAAGAAAGACAUCAGAGAUGAUAUGAUCAGUAAGAAUGAAGCUGUAAUCUACUACGAACCUGAAAAAACCAUUAUAUCUCGUUCCGGAGAUGAGUGUGUAGUUGCUCUUUGUGACCAAUGGUACUUGAACUAUGGGGAACCUGAGUGGCGAAAGGUGACUGAAAAAUCUCUAGAAAAUUUAGAAACAUUCCAUGACGAAGUGAGAAAAAAUUUCCAAGCAUGCCUUGAUUGGCUUCACGAGUAUGCGUGCUCAAGAACUUAUGGUCUCGGUACUAAGUUACCUUGGGAUCAACAGUGGUUAAUUGAAUCAUUGUCAGAUUCAACUAUCUAUAUGGCGUUUUACACUGUAGCUCAUUUGAUUCAGGGAAAUAGUUUCAGAGGAAACAAACCAAAUACAUUAAAUAUUAAAGCUGAAGAUAUGACUUCUGAAGUGUGGGAUUAUAUUUUCUUUAAGGAUGCAAAGCUGCCCUCACCUAAAACUUGCAAAAUUUCAAAGCAAUCGCUUGAAUUAAUGAGACAAGAGUUUCAAUACUGGUAUCCAGUCGAUUUACGUGUCUCUGGAAAAGAUCUUAUUCAAAACCAUUUAACAUUCUUUAUUUAUAAUCACACUGCCAUAUGGCCAAAUCAACCAGACAUGUGGCCUAAGGGAAUUCGAGCUAAUGGUCACCUCCUUCUAAAUUCAUCUAAGAUGUCAAAGUCUGAGGGUAACUUUUUAACGCUUAGUGAAGCAAUUAAACAGUAUUCUGCCGAUGGUACUCGUCUAUGCUUAGCUGAUUCAGGAGAUUCUGUGGAGGAUGCUAAUUUCGUAGAACGCACUGCUGAUGCUGGUAUACUCAGACUUUAUACAUUUAUUGAAUGGGUAAAGGACAUUGUGAUUUCUGCGCCAAGUUUAUUCCGUAAAGGAAAGCCCAAUACAUUUAAUGAUCGAGUUUUUGAUAGUGAAAUUAAUUUAAAAAUAAAAGAAACAGGUGACAAUUAUGCAAAGAUGCUUUACAAGGAAGCAUUGAGAACUGGAUUCUAUGAAUUCCAGUCAGCUAAGGAUAAAUAUUUACAAUUAAGUGCUUUAGAUGGUAUUAAUUAUGACUUGUUGAUGCGAUUCAUUGAAAUACAAGCAAUCCUGUUAACGCCGAUUUGUCCGCAUGUGGCAGAACAUGUGUGGGCUUUAAUUGGAAAGAAAGGCAGCGUACUAAAUGCAAGCUGGCCUACUGUAGGUGAAAUUGAUAAAAUUUUGAUUCAGUCAUCUCAUUAUUUGAUGGAUGCAGCUCAUUCAUUUAGAGUACGCUUAAUAAAUCAUACAACGGUAAAAAUAAAAAAGUCACAAAAAGAUUCUGCAACUCCAAUAGAAAAACCAACUUGUGGUGUAAUUUACGUUGCUAAAACCUGGCCUAUUUGGCAGAGCUUAGUUCUCACAAUCAUGAAAGAAUUGUAUACUAAAAACAAAAACAGUCUUCCAGAAAACAAAGUUAUUGCUGCUGAACUAGGAAAGAAAGCAGAAUUGAAAAAGUAUAGUAAGAGGACUAUGCCUUUUGUUCAAAUGACAAGAGAGAAAAUGGCAAUCGUUGGUAUUGGUGCUCUUAAUUUAACAUUAGAUUUUAACGAAUAUGAUGUACUGAUUGGUAGCAAGGAAUAUCUUCGUAAUACACUUGAUCUCGAAGAUUUAGAUAUCAAAUAUGCAGAUGAAGCGGAUGAUAAGACAAGGGAAGAAUGUUGUCCUGGUGCUCCAUUUAUUGGUUAUUCUGUAAAACCAGGUGUAUUUUUAAAGUUUGUAAAUCCACAAAUAAGUUAUGCUUUAUUUGAAACAACUCUUAAAGUAAGCCAAAAUGAAACCGCAAAACAAGUUAUUUUCAAACUUGCAAAGAAUAAAAGCAUAAAGGAUGUUACUACUAUUGCAUUGUACAUGUAUAAGGAUCCUGUAAUGGGACCUCGAUCAAUUCCUACAGCCGAAAAUAUUUUAUUGAAUAAACAAAAAAUACCCAACAAUGCAGUAUUUUUAACUGACUUAGAAAAGGGAACUGUCAGUGUGAGUAUUGAAAAUAAGACUUAUCAAAUAGGUGAAGAAGUUAUUUAUUUUGUGGAAGUGUCGAGUUGAAGCUCAAAG
This is a messenger RNA of Phymastichus coffea, 3681 nucleotides long. RefSeq names its product leucine--tRNA ligase, cytoplasmic (gene LeuRS). The transcript has 17 exons. Gene Ontology annotation, biological process: leucyl-tRNA aminoacylation. NCBI's taxonomy places the organism in Eukaryota, Metazoa, Arthropoda, Insecta, Hymenoptera, Eulophidae. Gene Ontology annotation, molecular function: leucine-tRNA ligase activity; aminoacyl-tRNA deacylase activity; ATP binding. The record is from RefSeq and is a predicted model, not a curated record. Bases 121 to 3672 code for a protein of 1183 amino acids.